UGACGUAAUAUGUGGGCUGAACUUGAGUCUACCGAGAAAGAGGGAAUCACUAUUCACGGGCACUGUACACGCAAUCCGGGUCAGCUGCAGCUGGUUACCGCAUUUCUCCAUGUGGCAGACGCAGCAAAGCCACAAUGCUCUCUCUGCCGGAUUAGAGACAGCCCACAGGCCAGAGCUUCCACUCCACUACUUAAAAUUACCUAGGUGGCUUGUCAAGUCCAAUUGAUGAGAGUCGUAAGAAGAAAAAGACGUUCCUCACUACAGCUCGGACUCGACGGCCCAGGAUGCAGCUGCCAUUCAAGUCACAGACGAACGAACCCCUACACUGAUUUUUAAAAGCAAGAAUAAGAGCAGCAAGAUUCUGGGUUUGCUUUCUCGACAGAUGCAAAAAGACACGUCACGCAAGCCCAUUUGAAAAUGAAGGCUUUUCCCUGGACCCUGACUGUGCUGCUCUUCCUGCUCGCGGGCACUGAACGCUGCAGAGGACGGCAGUUCCAGAUAAAACCGGCGACCCCGAGGAGACACCCCCGCGCCACGGACGGCAGAGAGGAAGUCAGGAAGUGCGCCUACACGUUCCUGGUCCCCGAGCAGAAGAUAACGGGGCCCAUCUGCGUCAACACCAAAGGGCAGGACGCGGGCGCCAUCAGGGACAUGAUCACCCGGAUGGACCUGGAGAACCUGCGGGACGUGCUCUCCAAGCAGAAGCGCGAGAUCGACGGCCUGCAGCUGGUGGUGGACGUGGACGGGAACAUCGUGAACGAGGUCAAGCUGCUGCGGAAGGAGAGCCGCAACAUGAACUCCCGGGUCACGCAGCUGUACAUGCAGCUGCUCCACGAGAUCAUCCGCAAGAGGGACAAUUCGCUGGAGCUCUCCCAGCUGGAGAAUAAAAUCCUCAACAUCACCACCGAGAUGCUGAGGAUGGCCACAAGGUACCGGGAGCUGGAGGUGAAAUACGCUUCCCUGGCGGACCUGGUCAAUAACCAGUCCGUGACCAUCACGCUGCUGGAAGAACAGUGCUUGAGGAUAUUUUCCCGACAGGACCCCCAGGGGUCUCCUCCUCUGGUCCAGGUGGUGCCACGCCACCUUCCCAACAGCCACCGGCACACUCCGGGACUGCUGGGAGGCAAUGAGAUACAGAGGGACCCGGGGGACCCCAGAGACUCCGUGCCCCCACCCGACCUGCCAGCAUCUCCCACCAAAAGCCCUUUCAAGACCCCACCGGUAACUUUCAUCAAUGAAGGACCGUUCAAAGACUGCCAGCACGCCAAAGAGGCCGGCUACUCGGCGAGUGGGAUCUACAUGAUCAAGCCCGAGACCAGCAGCGGACCAGUGCAGCUGUGGUGCGAGAACGGCCUGGACCCCGGGGGCUGGACCGUCAUCCAGAAGAGGACAGACGGCUCUGUCAACUUCUUCCGAAACUGGGACAACUACAAGAAAGGGUUUGGCAACAUUGGUGGAGAAUACUGGCUGGGAUUGGAAAAUAUUUAUAUGCUCAGCAACCAAGAUAAUUACAAGCUGCUGAUUGAAUUAGAAGACUGGAGUGAUAAAAAGGUCUAUGCCGAAUAUAGCAGCUUCCGCCUGGAACCGGAAAGCGAAUUCUACAGACUGCGCCUGGGGACGUACCAGGGCAAUGCAGGGGAUUCCCUGAUGUGGCAUAACGGCAAACAGUUCACCACGCUGGACAGAGAUAAAGACAUGUAUGCAGGGAACUGCGCCCACUUCCACAAAGGAGGCUGGUGGUACAACGCCUGCGCGCACUCCAACCUGAACGGAGUGUGGUACCGGGGCGGCCACUACAGAAGCAAGUACCAGGACGGCAUCUUCUGGGCCGAGUACCGAGGCGGGUCGUACUCCCUGCGAGCGGUUCAGAUGAUGAUCAAGCCCAUCGACUGACCGGGGACGGCCCGCAGCUGCAGAGGGGCCGGCACCGUGCAGUUCCCGAAAGCGUCCAUCCUACACGUAGGGUAUUCUGCACCACGCGUUCCUGCGGCUGCAGUUUUUUAAGUGAAUUUCACCGUGACUAUAAAACUAUGAGUUUUAUAUUCAUCUUCCCUCAAUACACCACAGAAGAUUAUCAGCUUCCAGAAUCCCCGUUACUUUAAAAAGUACAUUCAGUAAAUACAGGCAAAGUUUGUUUUCUAAAAUGUAAAUAUUUCCCACAAUGUCCAACAAAUCUUAGCUUUAUUUUAAAUCAAAAUUGAAUACAUGGUUGAGAUCCUUAACAAUUUAUUUAAAAAGUUUAUGAGGCUGCUCUAACUUCCGAUGAAAAAAUAUUUUUAAGAUUUCAGCCAAGCAGUACAUUUUAUUUAUAAAAAUAUAGACAGGAAAUUAGAGAAAACUCUAGUUUUGCCAACGGAAAAUACAUUUUGCAUUAAAUAAAAGUUAUUUCAAAU
Phyllostomus discolor (pale spear-nosed bat) is the source of this 2393-nucleotide messenger RNA. It is a transcript of the gene ANGPTL1, whose product is annotated as angiopoietin like 1. The transcript is spliced from 6 exons. The coding region runs from base 418 to 1893 and encodes 491 amino acids. NCBI's taxonomy places the organism in Eukaryota, Metazoa, Chordata, Mammalia, Chiroptera, Phyllostomidae. The record is from RefSeq and is a predicted model, not a curated record. Gene Ontology annotation, biological process: cell surface receptor protein tyrosine kinase signaling pathway.